AUGGCUAGUGAAGCACCGUCUGCAAAACGUAAAAAAGCCUUUUCUUUUCAGUUCACGCGCAUUGACAACGCCACAAAGUUUUCGCCCGUUAACGAUGGAACGGGUGGCGAAGGCACCUAUGGUGAGGUGAAGCGCUGUCGUCACGUGGCCACCCAGCAGAUUGUGGCCCUGAAAAAGAUCAAAACGGAGCAAGAGGCCAACGGGUUUCCACAAACGGCACUGCGCGAAAUCCAGAUUCUCAAGCAGCUUCGCCAUGAAAACAUUGUGCAACUGCAAUCCGUUGCCGUCGUUAGCAAAGAAUGUUUGUACUUGCCCCAACAUGCUCUGCCGCUCCUUUUUACCGACAAAGAGUGCCCGAACUUGUUGCCGCCUGAGGUGAAGAACACAAAGUCGGGUAAAUUUUGCUACAUGGUACUCGAAUUCGUCGACCAUGAUUUAAACCGCAUCCUCACCGCCAUCAAAGCCAAAAAGCCCGCCGGAUCCCGCAAAUCUCCCGUCUCCACGACAAUCUUCAAAGGACUGGCCCUGCAAAUGCUGCGUGGACUGGACCACCUUGAAAAGAAUUGCGUCUUGCAUCGCGACCUGAAACCUGCAAACAUUCUCCUCAGCGCACAAGGCGUCAUCAAGCUGGCCGAUUUUGGUCUGGCCAAAUACCAUCACCCAGAUGUUCAUAAUGAACGCAAGGGCCAUACAGCGCUCGUCUGCUCGCAAUGGUAUCGCCCCCCAGAGCUUCUGGCCGGUCAAGUCUCGUAUCCCGAGAAGAUUGACUCGUGGAGCUUGGCCGUUGUGAUGGGCGAGCUUUUCAACCUUGAUCCGCUCUUUGACGGUCGCACGAGUUCAGCAGACGGCCGGACAAAAGCCGAAACUUAUCAGUUUAUUCAGAUUCAAAAGCUCUGUGGAACCGACUCGUUCGCUUGGCUGGAGGACUGCCCCCUCUUACCUGCUAAAGGCCACAAAAAACGUCAAGUUUCGCAGCGUUUCAAUACCCUAAUCGCGCGUGAUCGCAGUUCAGAAGCUGUUGUCGCUUUCAUGGAUAAGGCUUUGACAGUGGAUCCCAACCACCGACUCUUGGCGGGCGAACUGCUGAAAUGGGAACACAAGGGCGUAUCCUUAUUCAACGGCCCUACUCCGACUCUUAUGGGACCCGGGUUGAUGUCAGAGCUCAACGCCAUCAUGUAGGCGCCCCGUGGGUCUACACUGGUGGCUCAGGCGGCAUUUUUCGAACAAAAUGAAAUCCACACAAUUAAAAAAAAGAACAAG
Molecule: messenger RNA, 1260 nt
Organism: Monosiga brevicollis MX1
Lineage: Eukaryota; Choanoflagellata; Craspedida; Salpingoecidae
Exons: 9
Coding region: 1-1179 (392 amino acids)
Biological process (GO): protein phosphorylation
Cellular component (GO): nucleus
Molecular function (GO): cyclin-dependent protein serine/threonine kinase activity; ATP binding
Source: RefSeq, a predicted model, not a curated record